Volvox carteri f. nagariensis is the source of this 348-nucleotide messenger RNA. RefSeq lists its product as uncharacterized. The transcript is spliced from 3 exons. Bases 1 to 348 code for a protein of 115 amino acids. Lineage: Eukaryota; Viridiplantae; Chlorophyta; Chlorophyceae; Chlamydomonadales; Volvocaceae. The record is from RefSeq and is a predicted model, not a curated record.
AUGUAUGAUACGUCAACACGGACGUUCCUGUCACCACAGGCAUGGGCGUACGACAACUGCUACCGAAUGUUUGGCCACCGCCACACUUUCAUCGCCCUUCUCGACCCAGAUGAAUACAUCAUCCUCAAGGAGCCGCCGAAGCCGCCGCAAACACGGCCCCACCUGCCCACCUUCCUGGCGCCCUUCGAGGCGUACGGGGGCGUUACCGUACACUGGCAGUUGCUCGGGCCCUCGGGACAUGUAGCUCGUCCCAACGGCAGCACACUGGAGUCGUACACACGAUGCAUCCCAGGCCAUACACUCCAGGCAGUACCGCACUGCCUCACGCGCAAUGGGCAGUUCCUUUAA